Ylistrum balloti is the source of this 1406-nucleotide messenger RNA. Its product is annotated as transcription factor HES-1-like. The record is from RefSeq and is a predicted model, not a curated record. The coding region runs from base 50 to 961 and encodes 303 amino acids. NCBI's taxonomy places the organism in Eukaryota, Metazoa, Mollusca, Bivalvia, Pectinida, Pectinidae. Gene Ontology annotation, cellular component: nucleus. Gene Ontology annotation, biological process: anterior/posterior pattern specification; regulation of neurogenesis; regulation of transcription by RNA polymerase II. The transcript is spliced from 3 exons. Gene Ontology annotation, molecular function: protein dimerization activity; DNA-binding transcription factor activity, RNA polymerase II-specific; RNA polymerase II cis-regulatory region sequence-specific DNA binding.
GCUGUGAGACAUACGAGUACUCUCAAUAAACAAUAUACACAGUGCUAACAUGGAUAUUCAACAGGAUUAUGAUACAAUGUCACUUAAAAGCGAGGAGAAAUAUUCUCAAAGAAAGAGUAAGAAGCCAAUGAUGGAGAAGCGACGCAGAGCUAGAAUCAACAGUUGUCUACUACAGCUUAAGUCUCUCGUGCUACAGGCAAUGAAAAAAGAUACAUCUCAUUAUUCCAAACUGGAGAAGGCGGACAUCCUUGAGAUGACAGUUAAACAUCUGCGGACUCUACAGCGGCGUCAGAUCACUUCCGCAGUGGCAGCCGACCCAACUGUUGCCGCUAAAUACAACAUAGGCUUCUCCGAGUGCGCCAGUGAGGUGAUGCGCUACUUAGGAUCAGCGCAGGGAAUUAACGAAGAUGUCCGAAACCGAGUGGUAAAUCAUUUGGGUGGAUGUGUACAGACCAUCAACGCGUCAUCAAUGGCGCAUCACAACCUCCAACCAAUUCACGUGCAAAUUCCCGCUUCACAAAACGCAGCCAACAACGCACGUGCCAUGUAUCCAUCUGACCGUUUGCUGGUACAAUCGGCCUCUCAGUCACAGAAUGGUUGUUCAUUCCCCAUCCAAACAUCUAUUCCAGUACAGACACAGUCAAACAGUGGACAAUUUGAGCUAGUUCCUGGAACUGCAUUCAGUGGUCCAGUGUCGUUUUGUAUGUCGCCACCAGAAGAAAUGUCAACGCUUUCCAAUAUGUACCCGACAAACUCACUCAAGUCAGAACCACGAGCAGUAAGCAUUAGUCCAGAAUCUCACAAAACAGACAAUCAUAGGCAACAUGAGCGGGAUAUGUACAAAUCGCCGGAAAAGCACGCGCAAUCCCAAUCACACCAAGUAUCAUCAUUGUCCGGUAGCCCAGUCUUCUCUCCAGCGACAAGUGCUCUCAAAGAAGAACAGCUAUGGCGUCCCUGGUGACAGGUGUUGCGAAAGCAGAACUAUGACUAUUGUGUUAAUAUAGAAGACUAACUUGUGAUUAAUUUGACUAAAGUUUACACCAAUUGCCUUCGGAGGUAUUCCAUAGUCUCUGGCAACCCUGAGGAUUACAUGUGUUGCUAUCUGGAUUCGAACUCAGGACAUUUUAUUGUUAAGUGUUAAUAUGUCUUUCACGAUUAUGCAACUAUUGAUGGAGCUAAUGGCAUUUGUUGUUAAACGCAAAUAGAAUCAUUUUAGAUGACUGUUUAAUUCAUAUGGACUUCCGGAUAAUUUGGUGCGUACAAUUUCCACUGUCGUGAUGGUGCUAUAGUGAUGAAAGAGGGCGAGAAAGGAAGAUAAUGAGACAGAGAGAGAAAGUUUUUACGGGUAGAGACAUUUUGUCUCGAGAUUUUUCCAUUCAGUGAUUUAUAAAUGCAUUAAAAUACUA